Messenger RNA from Amoebophrya sp. A120, 1586 nucleotides. The record is from the annotation of a GenBank genome assembly. NCBI's taxonomy places the organism in Eukaryota, Dinophyceae, Syndiniales, Amoebophryaceae.
AGUCCUCGUUCUGAAGUAGCGCAGAACCGCUUCUGACGUUUUCAGGUCUGCACACAUAAGCAAAAUCGGUGACUGAAAUGCACACAGUUUUUUUCCUUAUCCACUUACAAUCGAAAUUUUUUUCCCUAAAAUUGAUGUUGAAUGCGGGCACGCGGUACACUGUAGUAAAGUGAUUGCAUUUGCUUCAUUUUCAUACAUGCACAUCAAUACUGAAAGUGAAGCCAUUAAGAAGACCAAAAUGGUAGUGCUUUCGAUCGAGCGCAGAUGGAAGGACUACCUGGCUAGUCCCGAACGGGUUAAGGCCGCAUUGAAGAAAAAGUACGCCGCUGAGUUUAGAGAAACGGUGAAGGACGACGACGACGGGAAAAAAUUGUUGGCUUUCAAUGACAAGUGCCUGAUCCGGCAUUUGUGGCUCAGCGACGAGCUGUCAGAUCCGGCAAAGCGCGCCUCCCUGCUGAAGAGCACGGCAAGUGAGGAAUCGAUGAUAAUCUAUGAUGGUCACAUGCGGUGUCUAGUUGCUACAGGUCGCACUGCUCGCCGUCUCGCAGACCACAAAGCUCCACUGGCCGGCGUUCCGGAUGAUCUGAAAUCGCUCACGGCGAAAAAGCUUGAUUCCUGGUUCAGAAGAAACGGGAUGAUGGAUGGAAUAAUCAACAUCGAAAAAACAAAGAUGUCGAAUUUUGUCGAGCCGCGGGUUGUUGUGGUGUUCGAGAUUGUGAAUAUCAACGAGCCGUAUUUGGAAACGUUUCCGAAUCUCGACGCACCCGUUUCGCCACGUCCGCGUAUAACCGUCGAGAGCCAAGAUGACACUGUCACAUUCGCAGAGCUGGGAUUUUGUCGAACCAAGCAUAUGCUGGUCAGGGAUAUCAGGCUGCUCGGCAACAGUAUGAACUUUUUGAAACGACAUACUCCCGUCUCCCGAGUUGGAUAUAACUUUUCCUGUGUAAGUACAUGCACAAUGUGACAUUGGUGUGAAAUCAUCCAUAUGUUGUUGGACGGUGCAUGCCCAUGAAAUCUUUUCAUUGGGGUCGGUUUGGGUUUGCAGCUUCAUCAAGCCUUACCCUACCCUUAAAAAUUUUAGGUUCCCUUGAGAUGCUUCACAUCCCACUUCUGGGCGAAGGCCAGGCCUUCCCGCGUGCGGAGAGGAAAAACGAUGUGUUCGAAGAAGUCGUGGCUGCAAGGUCGUCUGACGAGCCCAUGCCGGAAGUUUUGGUUAAGUCCUCGCUUGCCGCAAAUGGCAAGGAGGAACGACUUCACAAAAAUGAUUUUGUCGAAAUUCACUCGCUUGGAAAGGCAGAAGAGUUGAAUGGACGCGGAGCAUUUGUCGACGCUCUGACAUUUCCAGACAAUGCAGAGAAGGUAACCAUUCGCAUUCCCCAGUUGAACGACAAGCGGGUGGGCAUCUUGCCGAAAAACCUAAGACUGCUCUGCUUACAACUUGGUGACGUUCUGAAGAGCGGGACUGCUCAAGUCGAUCCUACUGUGGAGCAGAGAGGCGAGCCCCACCCCCAGCCGGAGCGGGGGCGCAUGGAGCUCAUUGCGGCUGUGCCUGCGUUUGAGGAUGUGGCUCGCACUUCUGACCCGAU